This is a messenger RNA of Habropoda laboriosa, 1362 nucleotides long. RefSeq names its product histone acetyltransferase Tip60 (gene Tip60). NCBI's taxonomy places the organism in Eukaryota, Metazoa, Arthropoda, Insecta, Hymenoptera, Apidae. Gene Ontology annotation, biological process: regulation of DNA-templated transcription. The transcript has 5 exons. The record is from RefSeq and is a predicted model, not a curated record. Bases 1 to 1362 code for a protein of 453 amino acids. Gene Ontology annotation, molecular function: histone acetyltransferase activity.
AUGAUCGAGGAACACGACGAACACGAAACAAUAUGCGACUCGGUGAAUUCACUGGUGGAAGGCUGCCGUUUACCGGUCAGAAUGCACGGAACGGAAGAUUGGCCUCUUGCUGAAAUCAUCAGUGUUAAAGAAGUACAUGGUGUCAAGUGUUAUUAUGUUCACUAUGUAGAUUUCAAUAAACGAUUAGAUGAAUGGGUUAUGGAAGAUUGUUUGGACACACGGAAAGUUCAAUAUCCUCGUCGAGAUGGAACCACACCAGGAACUGGUGCAGCAACCCCUAAAAAGCAAGCAGUCAGUAGACCUCCUAGUCCUAGCAGCCUUAGUAACGAACCAGUUAAUGGUUCCGCUGUUUUACAAGCAGCGUUACAAAAGAAAAUGUCUAGAAAAAGAAAGGCAACUUUCAUAGAGAAUGAUGAUUCUCAAGAUGGCCCGCCACAAACACCUGGUCCAAGACCAACUGGUUCAUUAGUUGCUCAUCAUCAUGACGAUAUUGUUACUAGAAUGAAAAAUGUUGAACUGAUAGAAUUAGGUCGUCAUAGAAUAAGACCAUGGUAUUUUAGCCCUUAUCCACAAGAAAUGGUGAAUUUACCAUGUAUAUACAUUUGCGAAUUCUGUUUGAAGUAUAGAAAAAGUCGGAAAUGUUUAGAGAGACAUCUAGCUAAGUGCAAUUUAAGACAUCCACCUGGCAAUGAGAUAUAUAGAAAAGGUUCGAUAUCGUUUUUUGAAAUUGACGGCCGAAAAAAUAAGAAUUACGCACAAAACCUUUGUUUACUGGCGAAAUUAUUUUUGGAUCAUAAGACACUUUACUAUGACACAGAUCCCUUCUUAUUCUAUGUAAUGACAGAUUUUGAUAGUAGAGGCUUUCACAUAGUUGGUUAUUUUUCGAAAGAGAAAGAAUCAACGGAGGAUCACAAUGUAGCUUGUAUUCUAACACUGCCACCAUAUCAAAGAAGAGGUUACGGAAAAUUAUUGAUAGAAUUUUCUUACGAACUAUCGAAAUUCGAGGGUAAAACCGGUUCACCUGAAAAACCAUUGUCCGAUUUGGGAUUGCUGUCUUAUAGAAGUUACUGGGCGCACACCAUACUGGACAUUCUCCUCAACAUAAAACCGUUAAUAGAAAAUGAGAAACCACAGAUCACGAUAAGUGAAAUAUGUGAGCUGACGUCGAUUAAGAAAGAAGACGUGAUAUCGACGCUUCAGAACUUGAAUCUCAUUAAUUACUACAAAGGACAAUAUAUUGUGACAUUGAAUAGGGAUAUUAUCGAGCAACACGCAGCCGCAAUGGAAAAGAGGCAAAUCAGAAUAGAUCCUAAGUGUCUUCAUUGGACACCAAAAGACUGGAGUGUUAGGGCAAAAUGGUGA